AUUAUGAUUAUCAUUAUGAUUUCCGGUGGAAAUGAUAAUAUUUAGCACAAAAAUUAGUUCUAGAUUGUAGUCUAGAUUCUGUUUAACGUAGAAAAAAAUGAUUUAAAAAAUAAAUAAACUAUAGAUCUAGAUCUAUAAAAGCCUAGGUUUAAGCUUAAGUCAGUAGAUCUCUAACAGUAACAGGGGUCACUGACAUUUUAGAUUUAAUCUCUAACAGGAAUCGUCAAUCUAUUUUGACUACAUUUAAAUUUAAUCAUUUAAUAGACUACACAAAUUAAAUAAAUUUGUCAUAGAUCUAUAACUAGAAAUAGUAGAAUAAAACAUUUGAUAUUUUACCAUAAUUAAUUCUAGGUCUAUCUUAGUAUCUAACAUAGAUCUAUAAACAUAAAAAAAUAAAAUCAAUAAUCCUUACUUGAUUAAAUCUGCAUAAUGAGUAAAAAGGCGAAGAAAGGAAAGGAUGUAACAACAGUUAAGAAGAAAAAUAAAGUUUUGAAAUCAGAAAAGAGGGCGAGGCCUGUUUACUAUAAUAUAAAUAAAACACUGGAUGAAAACACCAAAGAGUUUUAUUUGUGGCAGAUAAAGACACUUGAAAAUCGAAUUGAAAGCUAUCAGAAGCUACUUGAUGAUAAUGCUGUCAAAGAAUCUUUAAACCAUGACAAGAUCCACCAAAGUAUUGCGAAUAAAAAUGAUCUGAUUACAUUCUUUAAAGAAGAGUUGCAAAGAAGAGUCGAGGCCUAUAAUGACCUACAAGACAAAUAUAGCACAUGUCAGCAGUUACUGGAUACAGAGCAACAUUUGAACCGGGAGAGGAUUAGUCAAAUGAGGAGGGAAGCAACUGAUAAUCAAGCCCAACUUUUAGGAGAGAAUAUGAAGCUAAUCUCCAAACUGGCCAGCGUAGAAGAUUUUCUUGCACAAAAACACUUUCUAGAAAAAAGGUUGGCUGAGGCCGAGUCUGAGCUAUCACAUAUAAGGAACAAAUAUACAGAAGAUAUUGUCAAUCUUGAAAAAGACUAUGUUAUCUAUAAGCAAAGGUUGAAGACAGAAUCGAUUGAUAGGCUGAAAAAUGUUGCUUUAGAGUUCCACAAAGCCACUCAGAAAAGUAUGCCGGCCACAUUUGAAAGAACUUUAAAAGAAAACAUGGAGAUCAAUUCCAAGCUGUUCAAAAUCUCGGACAAAAAUGUGUCUCUGAUGGAGGAGAACGACAGCUUAAAAGAACAACUGACGAAAGCCACAAACUCAAUGAAUAUUUCUGAGGCAGAUAGGGGCUUAUUGUUCAAGAGAUUAGACAACUGUUUAGGUGUCUUGCGUGAUACUAAAACUGUAUGUUCAGAUCUGCAAAAUACAGUGGUCAAACAGGAAGAAGACAUUGAGGAUUACCACCAAAUCAAGGCAGAAAAUGUGAUACUGGAGAGUGAAAUAGCCAAACUAAAAUCAAAGCUUGAAGAACUGUUGCAAGUUAACAAGCAGCUUAGGAAAGAUUCUCUGAGUAAAGGCGUUAUCCGUGUUUUGGACCAUGAAAAAAGACAGAAGCUUGAAAGAAUGUUUUCAAAUGCUGUAUUUGCCAUCAGAAAAGAAACAGCUAGAUUAAUUCCAGAGAGGCACUCUUUAACAAAAGAGGUUAAAUUGCAUCAGAAGGUGUCAUCAUUCACAAAGUCAAGCUCAGAAAAAUGUCUGGAGAUACAAGACACGGCUGUUACAGUCUCUUCAUCCGGUUCCAUUGCCGAGGCCACCAUUAAGCUUCAUCCCAAUAGGUUGACAAAGCCAGCAUCCAUAGACUCUUCAGUACCAGAAACAUUUUUAUCAUCCAUUGACGAAACAGAGCCAUUAAUAAGCAUGUCCCAGAAUGUUGUCAAGCGCCCAAGGCUAAAGUCCCGGGUUGUCUUUAACUUAGAUAAAACUGAACCAAGAAAGUCAAGCCACAAGCCUGAAGUACACACUGGGGGGGCAGACCAGAACAAACGCUCCAGCAUUCUUCAGUCACCAAGCCUUUCUUCCUUAGUUUCCAUUGAGAUGAAAAAGUCAAAGAGGGAAGAAAAAAUACCUUCUGUAACAAGUUCAAGAGUAUCUUCUGCGACAAGUACAAGAAUUCCUUCUGUGUCAAGUACUUAUUCUCAACCUCUUAGUUUCUCAAAGAGGAGGCUUAGCUCUCUGUACAAGUACCAUCAAAAAGAGCUUGAUCUCUUUGAUCCUUUUACUGAAGAAAACCCCCAUCAGGCAGAAAAAGUCAUAGUAUGCAAGUGUGAUUUGCCGGAAGACUUAGACAGAAUAAAAUCGAAUCUUUUGGAAAGUCUGUCGAUUCUGGUUCAUGCUGCCACCAGCCUCGGGAUUGAGUUGAGCUCAUAUUCUGAUGAAACAGAGAAAGAGCCGCACACCCUGACAUUUGUACCUGAUUUAGAACAACAAAGCUUUGUUUUUAGGUUUUCCAGUCAUGAUUCGUCAACAACAUCCAAGAAACGAAGCUUAAAAUUAUCCGAUAUGGAUUAUCAAACUGCCGCCAAUUUAUCUAGACUUCGAGAUGCUUUGAGUAGUCGGUUAAAACAUCACAGUUUAACAUCACAAGAAUCACAUGACAUCUCCAGUGUGAAGCAGAGUUCAAUGUCUGGUCUGAAAGAUGCUCAACUGUACACAAAAGAAGACAUGAUGGAGUACCUCCUCGUUUUGUUGGACUCUGCCGCUCAUCUUGGUGUGGGAGUUCAGCAGAAGCAGCUGGAAGUGUUGUGGCAGCACGCUACUGGAGAAUCGUCUGCUCCUGAGAUACAAUAUGUGAACAGGCCAUCCAGAGCCCAUUACAAACCAGGAGAUCUAGGCUUGAUUCCAAAACCAGUUCUAAACAGAAACAUUCCAAGGAAACAAAAGGUGGAUAACACGUACAUGCUCAGAUGUAGUAAUAAAACUGUUCAGACUGCGACUGUAGCAGAGACUUUGGCAACAUCAAAGUUACAUGAGUUUAAAAGUGAUGCCAAAUACAUGGGUGACCAAGGUGUUUGCAUGGUAACUCAGCAGCCUGUUAAGUCCAUCCACUUUGACAAAGAGGACAUAUCGCACCUUGUUGUAGAAUCUGAAUCUGAAACAAUUAAUGAUCCCAUGGAGAAUCAGCUCUCCUGCUCAAAGAUUAACACAUCAGUGUCGACUCUAUCAUCAUAAUAACACAUCAGUGUCGACUCUAUCAUCAUAAUAACACAUCAGUGUCAACUCCAUCAUUAGAGUUUAAAACAAAUGAAAAAAAAUCAUAUAAUUUAGAUCAGUGUUUCCCAAAAUGUUUCCUUAUCUGAACACUUCGCAUAUUCUGGGUAUUUAGUGGAACACUUAGCUUAUUUUUUAAUUAUUCCAAAAGUUUGUGGAACACCUAAUAUGGCCUCGCGGAACAAUAUGGCAUUACACAGUUUAGAGAAACUUUUAGUUGACAUGAAAAUAUGGAUUAGCUUCAGUUAGGUACAAUUUUUCUUUUAGUUGAAUAAAGUGGAUAUAAACUAAUUUGAAUAUGUAUGUAAUUGAAUUGAGCUGAUUUCUGAUAUACAAACUAUUCAGCUAAUACAUUGAGAAAAGUUAUUCAUUGCAAAAGUCAAGAUAGGUUAGAGUAAUUUUCUUGCUCCUUCAUAGAAUUCUCUGUACCAUCUAGCUUUAUACUAUCUGUACAAAGACACUAUCUACGGGGUAAAAAAUGAUUGCAAUCUCUUCGAUUCAUUUCUGUUUAUAUUUUGUUGUUUUUUAUUUUUGAGGUACUUAUAUCUUCUAUUUUGUAUAGUUUUAUUACAUUGGAUUAAUGUGCAUGGCAAAAUUUUAAUACAUUUACAAUUCAAAAAUUAAAGAAGCAUUUUUGUGUUGUUUAAUUGGUUA
Molecule: messenger RNA, 3837 nt
Organism: Biomphalaria glabrata
Lineage: Eukaryota; Metazoa; Mollusca; Gastropoda; Planorbidae
Product: putative leucine-rich repeat-containing protein DDB_G0290503
Exons: 12
Coding region: 430-3144 (904 amino acids)
Cellular component (GO): ciliary basal body; cilium
Molecular function (GO): microtubule binding
Source: RefSeq, a predicted model, not a curated record